Molecule: messenger RNA, 1970 nt
Organism: Ciona intestinalis (vase tunicate)
Lineage: Eukaryota; Metazoa; Chordata; Ascidiacea; Phlebobranchia; Cionidae
Source: RefSeq, a predicted model, not a curated record
AUAUGACAUGUCCUACGUAUUCAUCUCCUACGUAUUCUAUGGCAAUCAUAGUAAAUUAUAAUACGUUGUAUAUUUUAUAAAGAUACAAAACUGUGCUCAUUAGGUCAGUAUUUGGUUUAUAGCUCAAUAUCUCAAAAAUUGGGAAUAAACAGGCCACGAUGCCUUCACGUCGGGCAUCUCAUGCUGGUAGUUGGUAUGAAGGCAAAGGCGAAGACCUAGAUAUGCAAUUGAGUAAAUGGUUAUCUGAUGCUUCGGGUUCGAACCACAGACCAGCACGUGCCAUUAUUUCACCACAUGCUGGUUAUUCGUAUUGUGGUUCAUGUGCUGCUCAUGCUUUUUCACAAAUUGACCCAAACACUGUGGAGAAGGUUUUCAUUCUUGGCCCGUCUCAUCAUUUUUACUUGAAAGAAUGUGCGCUCUCUCCAACCUCUACCUACAUUACUCCACUCUACAACCUCAAAAUUGAUCAGGAAGUUUAUCAAGAACUGUAUGGGACAGGAAAAUUUAGAACAAUGAGUCAGAGUGUUGACGAAGAUGAACACAGCAUUGAAAUGCAACUGCCUUACAUUGCCAAAGUUAUGGAAAGCAAAAAAGGCCAGUUCACAAUCAUUCCAAUUCUAGUGGGAAGUUUAGAUCAAGCAUCAGAAAAAUUGUAUGGGGAGAUACUUGCAAAAUAUAUGAAUAACCCAAACAAUGUUUUCGUCAUUUCAUCCGAUUUCUGCCACUGGGGAAGAAGAUUCCAAUACACACGGUAUGAUGAACAACAUGGUGAAAUAUAUAAAUCGAUUGAAGCACUUGAUCGAAAGGGCAUGCAGUUGAUUGAGAAUUUGGACCCAGAGGGAUUUUAUGAAUACUUGGCUGCUUAUAAAAAUACAAUAUGUGGACGUCAUCCUAUCGCUGUUAUGCUAAAUGCUGUUAAAACUGCUCAAAAUGGAAACGGUCUCCGUCUUGAAUUCAAGUUUUUGGACUACAAACAGUCAAGCAAAUGUCGCGUGCAUAGUGACAGCUCAGUAAGCUACGCAGCUGGCUCUCUGGUCGCAAAAUCGUAACUGUAAGUUACAAUUUUAGAUGUAAUUUCUACACAGUAAUCUGUCGAUUCGCUAUAUAUGGCUGGUAGCAUAUUAGUUCUGCAAUUUCUGCUGCAAACUUUUUGCAAUCGUGUUGUUUUUGCUCUUAUUAAAAAGACUAGCUGUGGUGCCCGCAACUUAAGGCCAGAGACUGUGACUGUUUGAUGUUUAAGAGUAGCAUGCUGAUGUGUUGUAAAGUACUCUUUAACUUUUCGUGUUCUUAUUUUAAUUUGGCACAGUGAAGAGUAAAUUUAAAGAAAAGUUAAAAUAUCUAACCAUUAUUUGCGCACAACACCUAUUUUGACAACUUAAACUGUUGACUUUUAAUCUGCUGUAAAAUGUGGCAGAGUAAAAUACUGUUAUAUUUUGUGUGAAGAUUCUACCAAUUAGGUAGCCUUAGGUUAAAAGUUUGGCUCUGUUAUUUUAACCGCAAUUGUGCUUUUCUUGAAAAUCAAGCAAAAUCGUGUUGUUUUCAUAUAAAAAUAUUAGACACUGGACUACUGUUUCAUAUGUUUACAUAUUACAUGUUGAUUAAAAUUGUCAAUUAUUUGAUAUAUUAGUUUCAAAUUAUGAUCUUUUUAAGUCUGGAAAUUUAAAAUCUGAGAAAAAAUUAUGAUUUUAUAAAAUCUAGAGAACUGUUGUUAGUAUAAUGCAGAAACUCCAGGAAGAAAGAAAUUGCUGUGUGCUUAGCGAUAGCAUUUCAAUUUUAAGUAUCCCACACUACAAAUGUGUUGUAUACUUGUUGUUUGUCUAUUCUUAUACUAUGAAUGCUUGUUUUCUAUUUUCAGCUUUCUGUUAAGUACACCAACUGCUGCAAGGCAUGCACUAUGUUUUUUUUUCUUUUUGCCCUUUGUGUUUGUCUGUUUGUUUGAGGAAAAACUGAAUAAAUUCGUUUUAAUUUGG